This is a messenger RNA of Culex pipiens pallens (northern house mosquito), 317 nucleotides long. Its product is annotated as protein krueppel-like. Lineage: Eukaryota; Metazoa; Arthropoda; Insecta; Diptera; Culicidae. Gene Ontology annotation, cellular component: nucleus. Bases 10 to 231 code for a protein of 73 amino acids. Gene Ontology annotation, molecular function: RNA polymerase II transcription regulatory region sequence-specific DNA binding; DNA-binding transcription factor activity, RNA polymerase II-specific. The transcript has 2 exons. Gene Ontology annotation, biological process: regulation of transcription by RNA polymerase II. The record is from RefSeq and is a predicted model, not a curated record.
AAAUACAACAUGUUCAAAUCAAAAAUAACACUCAAAAAACACCGCUUGAUCCACGCCGAAGAUCGUGUUUAUUUCCCCUGCAGUGUGUGCGAAAAGUCGCUGAAAUCGAUGGCAGCGCUGCGCGUGCAUAUGCGCAUUCACACGCAGGAAAAGCCCCACGCUUGCCACAUCUGCGGCCAGGGAUUUGCGUACAAGUGCUUGGUUAAGCCGCACAUCAAGAGGUGUCACUAGAGGAUCAUUUGGUUGAUUGAUACCUACUUGUUAAUUAUGUGUUAAAAUAAACUGAAUUGCCUGGCGAAUUUCGGCAACAAACAUAA